Molecule: messenger RNA, 2123 nt
Organism: Trichoderma harzianum CBS 226.95
Lineage: Eukaryota; Fungi; Ascomycota; Sordariomycetes; Hypocreales; Hypocreaceae
Exons: 8
Coding region: 1-2091 (696 amino acids)
Biological process (GO): DNA-templated transcription
Molecular function (GO): zinc ion binding; DNA binding
Source: RefSeq, a predicted model, not a curated record
AUGAAUCCACACAGAGCACAUCGUGAUGAUGAUUCGGGCGAUCAACCCCCGGUCACGCUGACCCGAGGCAAAAGAUCUAUUACAGCGUUAGCAGAGGGUCACGUCAAACAGGAGACUAAUAAGCACAAGGCAGCUGAUAAGGAUAUUAUGCAGGUGUAUACGCUGUCGCGAACGGAAAGUCAAAUGCUCCGGCUCCCUUCCGUGUCAAAACUGCUCAAGUCGUUCUGUCGAAUGUUCCUUAAUGAACUCAAACGUUCUUCGAGCCAUCUUCCCCAUAUUAGCCCUAGCCAUACAAGUAAACGUCAGCGCGUUCGCAGUUAUCCUCGCGAAGAUGAUGGAUUACAAGGCGAGGACGACACUGACGCUCGGGGUGCUACCUCAGAUGCUGAGACCGCCGGAAUCGAUGAUGCAGCUGAAAUCUGCAAUCCGCUGGCCACAACCCCUUCCAAGGUAAUAGAAGACACUGAAGGGAGGAGACGUUUUCUUGGGCCUUCAUCGACCUGGGCAUACAUUCAACAAGCCAUGUCAAUCUUACAGCAAUGUGUCAAAGAUCAACCAUCACCGCAACUACCUGCGACUUCAGACGGUGGCGCCUUUGUCCUAGAUUGGCCGUCAACCUCUCAAACUACACCUAGUGCACCACUGACUAUAGAUCGACUCCCGUCUCUCACUUAUUCGUUGUACCUUACCGACACUGUCAAAUUCUAUCUCGGGCCGAUGUAUCAUUUAUAUGAUGAGGACAUUUUUCGGGAGCGAUUAAACAACUUUUAUGCCACGGGGCCAUGGGUUGAACCUCCUCGGUCCAGCAGGCUGUGGUUCAUACAGUAUCUGCUCAUAAUGGCGCUUGGCAAAGCUCUGAUUCUGCCAGGUUCUUCAGAUAAGAGACCAACAGGGUGCGAUUAUGUGCUAAGAGCCAUAGAUCUCCUUCCCGAUGUACACGGCUAUUACACUGAUAGUAUUCUGUCUGUCGAGAUUCUAUGUUGCCUCUCGCUAUACCUGCAGUCAAUCGAUCAUCGAAACGCAGCGUAUAAUUAUAUUGGUCAGGCUCUUCGAAUUGCCCUGUCUCAAGGAUUUCACCGCGAAUUGACCGGCGCAUCGCUCACUGUAAAGGAAUUGCACAGGCAUCGGCGUGCGUGGUGGACGCUUUAUAUCUUGGACAAGAGAUUUUCCUCUCUGAUGGGUGCGCCCAACUGCAUUCAAGACAACGAAAUAACCGUUUUACUCCCUGAGCCCGACUACGAUCAAGGGGAUUGUCAAAUGUUUGGGCUUCACGUUCGCCUCACCCGACUGUUGGCGGAUGUACUUCGUAGUCGGCUCAAAAGCACAUACGUCAAAGAUGCCCAGAAAACUCUCAGAAAAACGGCGGCGGUGGGUAAAGAGUUUAGACAGGACUGUGACUUUACCCGAAUGGGCGCCGCUCCAAUUUCACGAGCAUCUGCAACACUUUUGCUGUAUUAUCACCAGUGUAUUAUUCUCACUACGAGGCCACUGUUUCUAUCACUUAUACGCAGCACCUUGGCACAAUCCGGACUCUACCCUAAAAGAGGGGACGUAAGAGUUUUGGCGGAACCGGUCAAAGCAUUGCUGGACACUUGCUAUAAUUCAGCAUUAGUCUCCCUUGAUGUUCUUGUGGCCCUCCAAAGGCAAAAUCUUUUAGAAGCUUUUCUACCUUUUGAUCUAGAUUGCACGAUUUCUGCCGCAAUCUCGCUCGCUCUUAUACAAGCAAUACCAGCUACGUCUCACAACUGCGGUCCUUCAAUAGACGCUGCAUUAGAUGUUUUGGACUCGAUGAUUAUGCGAGGUUAUGUUAUCGCUCAGUACCGUAGAGCAGAGCUCGAGAGUCUGCUAGAAACUCUCCAUACAAUCUUUAAACACCAGUCUUCUACAGAAGAGUUGAAUCAUUCUUACCAAGAUGGGAGGCUACGCUCAGGAAACGCAUCAAUAUUACCAGACAUGGAGGCAGAGCAGCAGCCUCCAAAUGUGCGGAUCAACAGAUCCUCGCCGGAUUUCAUUCUCUCACUUGCCGAAUUGCUAGAUUGGGAAUCAAUCAUGGAGUUCCAAGGCGGCGACUUGGAGGCAGCUUGGUUAUAAUUUAAAUCAUGUAUUACGGAGUAAUAAACAUC